Messenger RNA from Clarias gariepinus (North African catfish), 6309 nucleotides. RefSeq names its product microtubule-associated protein 1Sa (gene map1sa). Gene Ontology annotation, biological process: microtubule cytoskeleton organization; axonogenesis; regulation of microtubule depolymerization. The transcript is spliced from 7 exons. The record is from RefSeq and is a predicted model, not a curated record. Gene Ontology annotation, molecular function: actin binding; microtubule binding. Bases 8 to 3982 code for a protein of 1324 amino acids. Gene Ontology annotation, cellular component: dendrite; microtubule; cytosol. NCBI's taxonomy places the organism in Eukaryota, Metazoa, Chordata, Actinopteri, Siluriformes, Clariidae.
UCUCAACAUGGCGUCGCAGCGCAUCGACGGAGUGAACAGGAUGGAAAACGCCAGCGCAACUUCAUCCCAUCCCGGUUUUAGCAGUGAUAAAUAUUCUUUACUGGUCGUGGUCGGGGAGCACACCGCUGACGGCUCUGUGGAGUACCUAGUUUCGGAGAUUGAACGAGGUAUUCGCUCCUGGGAUGUGGACCUGUCCUCCUGUAAUUUGGACGAGCAGCUCAAACUCUUCGUCUCCAGACACUCCGCUUUUUUUUCUGAGGAGCUCAAAGGUCAGAGGACACUGCAGCACAAUGGAGAUGUUCUGGAGACCCAGGUGGUUGUGAACCCGUCCCACAGUUUAGUGUGUUCAGAGGUACGUCGUCUUAUUACUGAUGUGUCCCAACACAAGCUGCUGAUUUUGGCUGGACAGUGUGUAGAAGACUCUGGUGAUCUUGUAUUACAAACUGGGUGCUUUUCACUCAAUGACUUCAUACAGAUAUUUGCUCAUGAAGAGAUUGGUGAAAUGUUAAGUUCGGCAGACCCUACACAAAAAGCAAGCCUCACACUCAGUUGCCCCAUAUCUGGAUCAUGGAAGAGCUCUAUGUUGGAAAAGCACAAUUUGCAAGACUUUAUUGAAAUCAAGACCAACCCAGCACCAGUGCUGCCCGAGAUGGAAGGUCUGCAGGAGUUUACAGAGUAUCUUUCUGAGUCUCUUGAACCUCGUUUGGCUUUUGAGCUCCUUGAGCCUCCUAGCACAGUUGGAUUUCUAAAACUGUCCCGUCCCUGCUGCUAUGUGUUUCCUGGUGGUAGAGGAGACUCUGCCUUCUUUGCAGUGAAUGGUUUUAACAUCUUGGUCAAUGGUGGCUCUAAUCUGCGCUCUUGUUUUUGGAAACUGGUGAGACAUUUAGACAGAGUGGACUCCAUUUUGAUGACACACAUUGGUGCAGAUAACUUGCCAGGUAUGAACAGCUUCCUUCAGAGAAAGACGGCAGAGCAAGAAGAAGAGGAUUCAGCUGGCUCCCAGAGUAAUGAAGAAUGGCAAAGGAACUUAAUCUCUCCUGAAAUCGGGGUUGUGUUCCUCAAUGCUCCUGAAAGACUUAAGACACUCCAAGUUGACCCUAAAGUCUUGCGUGGCUGUGAUCAGGUUUCACUUACACUACAGCAUCUAGACAGGUUAUCUAUCUCUCCAGAAUCCCUCAGUCGCCCUAACAGCCCAAAUAUUGAACCACUGAUUCUUUUUCAGAAGAUGGGAGUUGGCCGUUUGGAACUGUAUGUUCUUAAUCCAGUGAAAGGUAGUAAAGAACUAGAAGCUUUUAUGCAAAAAUGGCCUAGUGGUGCCUCCAGUGGAAAAGGUUCAGAGAUUCCUUUACCCUGCCUGGUUUCAAUAUGUGCAUUGUUGGUUUGGCAUCCUGCUAGCCCUCAGGAAAAAAUUGUUCGCGCUCUCUUCCCUGGUUGUACGCCACAGGCAAAGAUAUUUGAUGGGUUAGAGCGGUUGAAACAUCUAAACUUUCUUAAGUACCCAGUGGUAAGUUUAAAGGAUCUAGAAUCAUCUAAACCUGAUAAACAACCAAAGCGUACAGAGAGCAAAGAGAGCCUUAAAUCUCUCACCAAAGACCCAAGACCCGGGAGUGCCUCGCUCAUCAAAGACAAAGUAAGCAGAGCUGACACAAAUAAACAAGACACUAAACUUAAAGCCAAAUCUAUAAGUGAAACUGGCCAAAAAGAAAGUAAAGAAGUGGAUGAAAAAACUAAGCCAAAAGAUGACAUGAAACAGAAAAUCUUUAAGCCUGAAAAGCAGUUGGUUAAAAAGGAACCAUUAAAAGAGGAGAAAAAAGAAGUGAAGAAGAAAGAGGAGCGACCCUCGACAAGUAUUUCUAAAAAAGAUGAAAAUGUGGAAAAAAAGAAGGAACCUGUGAAAAAAGACUUGGGAUCCAAACCUAAAAAAGAUGUUAAACCUGAAAUAAAGAAGGAGAUUAAAAAGGAGGUUAAACCAGAGGAAAAGAAAAUGACAACUAAACCAAUUGUUAAGGAUGCAAAGAAAGCAUCUGGAAGUAUAUCAUCUGAUGUGAUACACGGUGUGAGAAAGUCAUCAGGCAAGAAUGGGACAUUAAAGAAAGACUUGACAAUCACUAAAAAGGAUAGUUUAUCUAAAGGGAUGAAGUCAAAAUCGGAGAGCAAUGAAGAGCACAAUCUAAAACCAAACACUGAUCCAAAGUUGGCAGUGGAAAUUGCUGCAGACUUUGAGAAGUUACAAUUAGAAAAUAAAAUUUUGGAUGAAGAGGGGAAUUGUUUAGAUUCUACCGCUGGAGGCACUGAGCAAGCUGAAAACAAUCAGCUUCAGUUGAACAGAGCACAAGGUGAAACAGAUUUGGCAGAAACUCCAGAGAAAUUUCGGUCUACAGAGACACCCUCUGCCUCAAUUUCUGCCCUGGGAUCUCCUUCACCACUUGUAAAGACACCAAAAAGUGAGAAGAGUGUCAAUUUUGAUCUCACACCAGUGGAGCACAGAUUAAUUGAUGAAGUCCUUGAAACGGUCUCUCCAGCAAACUGUCAGUCUUCGGAAAAUAAUCAUCAGGGCACUGGUCUUGAAGAUAUUCAUGAGGCGGUUAGCUCAAAAAGUCAUCCGACUGUAAAUUCUACAUCUUUUAAGGACAUACUCCCAGAUGCCUCAUCCGGAGUCACGUCCCUACCUGCUGAGGAAGGUUCUCCACACUCAACUGAAGUUGAUCAUUCUCUAUCAGUUUCUAUCGAGCAAGUAAUCCCCUCUGUUGGUCAGACUGAGGACGGCUUAUACACCAAUGGACAUUUGGAAGAAAGUGAUUUGAAAGUACAUAUGUCUUUGCCUUUAAGAACAUUUCAUAAUAGUGAACAAAACUGUGAUGGGUCUGAGAAACAUCUCUCUGGCCCACAAGGUCUUUUCCCAGAUAUCCCGCCUCAUGAUGUCGACCUUUGUUUGGUGUCACCUUGUGAAUUUGAGCACCACAAAUCUUCAGACAACCAAACAGGUUUACCGAGCUCAGGUGAUCACAAGUUCUCGCCUGAGAGUGAUCAGUCUCAAGAGCCUACUAAUUCACUUUCGCAGUGCAAAAUUAACAGUGGUUGUUGUUCUCCACAAGGCCAAGAGACAACACCAACCUCACUCAGUGACUCCCUUCCUACAGUUUCAGACUCCGAUGUCCCUCCAGCUACCGGAGAGUGUCCUUCAAUUAGUGAAGACUUGGAUUCUGAUGAUGAGUCAGCUGACCUUUUCCCACCCCAUCAUCCACAUGAUCAUCCCAGCAGUCACUUGUUUCACAUGGAUGCAUCACAUUCCUCUCCAGAUCCCCCUCCAGCACCAAUGAAGGACUUGCCCCCCCUCCCACCUCAGCCUGGUGCCUGCAUGGUUGACCCUGAAGCUGAUUCCCAAGGAAAGUCUUCGAAGAAUGUAGCUCCGAAGGUCAAAAAAUCCACAGGUUCUGGCACACAAAAGCUAGUUACUGUGAAUACUUCAGCACAAAGCAGCAAGACAAAGCCUGGUUCUCAGGCAACAAGUGGUACACUUAGGUCAUCAUCAAGCUUGGAUACAAAGUCUGUGUCACGGAGUACCAUUGGCAAUGCAAGACCAUUAUCAGGAAGUGCAAAACCACCAUCAGGUUCAGUGGGUAACAAGUCAAGUGCUACAUCGCUUUAUCUGGACCUAGCAUACCUACCCUCUGGUUUUGCGGCAUCUACAGUUGAUGUGGAGUUUUUCCGCCAUGUGCGCUCUUCCUGCUACAUAAUAAGUGGGGAAGAAUCAUACAAGGACUCUGUCAUGAGGCCCAUACUUGAAUCUCUGUUGGAAGGCAAGGCAGCCUGGCCACACAUACAGGUCACUCUGAUCCCCACUUUUGAUUCACUGACGAUGCAUGACUGGUACCAAGAGACACAUGAACGACAAAAAGAGCUAGCAAUAACAGUGCUGGGAAGCAACAGCACAGUGGCCAUGCAGGAUGAAACAUUCCCUGCUUGCAAAGUGGAGUUUUGAAUAGGAAGUGGAAAAGAAAUAUUACUAAGAAAUCACUUGUGUUUUAUUCACCUGAGCACUUGGGCUAAUUUGGCUGUAACUUCCUUCGAAAGUCUUGUCCAAAGCUUAGUAGCAUUUACAUUACUUCUUCAGAUAUGGGAUAAUAGCAUAAGCCCAGAGAUUGAGCCUAAAAAAUAAAACGAAACUAUGACUCUCUAUUAUGGAAGGUUUACAGAAUUAAUGAUAAUAUGUUAUGGAUAUUGUGUGAACAAAAUAAGUAAACAGUUUUUGGUGUUUUUUUUUUUGUUUUUUUUUGUAAUUGUGAAAUAUUGAUCGUUUUAACAGUCUCAAGCUGUAUAGACUUUAUAGAUAGAUCAUGACAAGAUCAUGUUUCUUAUUUUGCUCAUUACUACACUCUGUUUUGCAUGGUUGCACAGUUUGGAUUUUUAGCACAAAUGGGGAAACACAAAACACUGUGGACAUUCUGAUGGACAGGAGGAGGAUCGAUGGUCAUUGUGCCGGUCCCACAGGGGUAUUUUUAUUAUCUCUAAAUGGCAAAUGUUUUGCUUUAUCUAUUUGUUAUAAUCAAGCAUGUAAUUUUCUCAUGUUUUACCCACUCCCUGAACCACAAUGGUUGGUACCUCUGUAAGGAUGAGAUCACAAUUGCAUGUUUAAACAAUUUGAUGUCAGUAUUGUUACAUUUUCACAUUUGCUCUCCAUGGUAAUCAUGCACCACAUACAAGCACCAGUGUUCAGCAACUACUUGCUAUCUGCAGCAGUGUAUUUAUGCUGUGAUCAGCUAAAGCUUGUAACUUGGAAUGUGCAGCCUAAAACGAAAGAAAAUCUAGAAAAUGGACCCCUUAAACCUGGAAUUCUUUCGAGCAAGGCCAGGAAGGUCUUCUCAACUCAGCGUAUGAUGUUCUGUCAACACUGAAUAAAAUUACACUUCUUAAAAAGAUUUUCUAUUACCUUAGAUUAAUCAACAUACACAAGUUUAAUCAGUUAAACUCACUCACAGUUUACUAUUUUAAGAAAGUAAGUACAUCAUAAAAUCAUGACCAGUGUUCUGUUAACUUGCUAGAUUGCUAACAAAACACUCCUGUCCAUGUUCUUGUGAUUCAAAUCCACUAAAUUAAUUACAGUUUAAGUUUAAAGUUCCAACUUCCCACUUCCAAGUUAAAUUAAAAGCAGCAUAAGUGUUGUUCAGGACAUCAGGUGAUGGUGCACUGUAAGCCAAUUGUUUUAUAAGAUUUCAGUUUUAUAUAUAAUUUGUUGAUAUAAUUAGUUAAAAAUUGCAUGACAAGACACUAAUCUAAGAAAUCGUUACUCUUUAUCCUGAAUCUAAAAUGUUAUGUUGCGGUUAAGGACAACAAAUUGGUUUGAAGGUUUUUCAGCAUCUGAGUCUCAUUCUUUCCAAAAAUUAAAUGUACACCGUAAAUCAUGUAUGCCAUUUGUAAUCAGUAACAUGAGACUUGUUCUGUUUUAGGUUUUUUUUUUCUACUGUUUGCUUUAGUUUCACCUUGCAGCUCAGAGCUAAUGUAAACAACAAAUUGGCAAUACAGUCAAAGUUGUGCUAAGUAACUAUAGAGAACUGACUGAGCCCACCUAGUUAGCAAUAUUAGAGGAUGUGUCUGAUGCUAUUGAUGGCGGUAUUAGCAUAAAAGUUAACAUUUUACAAGCUGAUCUGUUUAAGCCGAAUCUACAAGUGGAGAAGCAAGAGGACUGGACGGACUAAGGGAUUAAAGCACUUCUGCAUUGCUAUCUCUGGGUAGAGAGGAAACCGAGGACUAAUGGAUCACUUUCAGCCGGUCAUAGUGGAAAUAGACCAACAUGUCAUUAACAGAAGUUUCAACCAAAUCUCAAAAUUUUAUGAAAUAAAUCUUAGACAACACUGAGCAUCAAGUGUUAUUUAUGAAGAUCAUUGUGCUAGAAUUUUAAAAAAUGCUAUAAGUUGCAUUGCUGAGAUGCAUUGUUAAUCAAAACUUUGGGAUUGAACCUAAUACUUAAAGGUAGAGGGAUGUUUGUGCUUGUGUACCAUUUGGCACAACGUCGAGAAAAUGGAACAUGUUAAAGAUUACUGUACAUCUGUCUGAUUAUGUGAUGGUUAAUGGAGGUCUAAGGAGUGUUGAUACUAGCAUCCUGAAUAGUACAGUUCGAGAGGAGACUCUUGGCAGUCUGACAACUUGAUUUUUUUUCAGCGUGUUAUUUUGAAUUACAAAUCACUUAAACACUCAAAUUCAAGUCAGUUGAACAAAUUAAAUGCUUCAGAUUUAUGAUUUACAUAUUUAUAAACUGAGUCACAUGUGAGUGAAAAUCCAUUUGCAUUAAAGCAGUCUGCACUAUUCAAA